AUGCAGUCAUCCGGAGGCAGCUCAGCCCACUGGGAGUCUCAUCUCGCCGGUGUGGCUCCGUGCCAUUUCCCUCGACUUGGAGCUUCCACUUCCGGGCCAAAAAGGCCGAUGACAAUCAAAGUGCCUCUAGACCAAACCCAGGCUCUAAAGGAGCUCUGUGAAUCGAACACCACCGCAUUACCUGCAGCUCUUCGCGCUACAUGGAGCUUGGUACUACACUGUUAUACCGGUGCCGAAGAUGUUUGCUUCGGAUACCAGGAUGCGGCCGCUACAGCUGUUUUACCAGUAGCUCGACUGGCAGUUGAAGACGAUACAGAGAUGUCGCGGUUGGUCGAGGCCGCUCAUACUGAGUAUGAGAGUAGCCUGCCGUUUCACGGUGAUGUUCCUCCCAGUGCGACCGGACCCGUGGGGCAGCGCCUCUACAACACCAUUUUAUCCUUUCGCAGUGCCGCUAAAGCUGGCUCCGCACCUCCUUCACGGGCCCCUAACACGGCUCUGCCGGAAGAUUGUCGCAUCCGGCUUAUGACCAAGCUCAUGAGCGGAAGAAUGAGUAUCUUCCUUGAGUGGUGGAGCGUCGACAUGACUAUGGAACAGGCAAUGGGAGUUGCUUCGACUGUGGGCAAAGCUUUUACUGCCGCCGCUACCUCUCCAGCUCUCACGGUUGGCGCUUUUGAUGCGCUAACUCCUCUCCACCUGAAGCAAAUUUUGAAGUGGAACAAUUACCCCUUGACCACCGUCAAUCGCUGUAUUCAUGAAGUUAUCCACGAAGUAGCCAACCGUCUGCCGGACGAUGAAGCUAUUUGUGCCUGGGACGGAAGCCUUUCGUUCAAGGAGCUAGACCAUCUUACUUCUCGGCUCUCGCUCAAGCUGGUGGAAUUGGGCGUGGGGCCGGAGGUCAGAGUCCCUCUUUGCUUUGACAAGUCGAAAUGGUAUGUGGUUUCAAUGGUCGCUGUUAUGAAAGCUGGUGGAGCUUUUGUCCCCUUUGAUCCUUCGCAUCCGAUCCCACGAUUGCAAGGGCUAGUCAAAGCGCUCGACGCGUCGCUCCUUCUCUGCUCCGCCCACUAUUCACAGCAUCUCGCCACGGUCGCAAAAACCGUCCUGCCUGUCGACAAUGCAUUGGUAAAGGAGUUGCCUUCGGGCCCUGACGCUAUCCGCUUCGCUAGCCGCGCCAAGCCCAAUAACGCCGCUUAUAUUAUUUUCACUUCGGGCUCCACCGGAGAACCAAAGGGUGCACUAUUGGAGCAUGUUGCUUUCUGCUCGAGCGCCGCGGCUCACUGCGGGUCCCUUGGUAUCACAGAGGGCUCUCGAUGUUUGCAGUUUGCAGCACAUACUUUCGACGCUAGUCUUGUCGAGAUCCUCACCCCCUUAAUGAGAGGGGCGUGUGUGUGCAUCCCUAGCGAGGAGGCGCGACUGAAUAACAUCGUUCAGGCGAUAAACGACAUGCGCGUCAAUGUCGCAACUCUAACGCCUUCUUUUGUGGGCUUUAUCGAGCCGGCCGACGUCCCCUGCCUGGAGUAUCUCGUCCUUGCUGGCGAGGCUAUGUCCCAAAGCCAUAUUGAUACCUGGUCGAAGAUUAACCUCAUUAACGGUUUCGGUCCAACCGAGACGGGAGUUGCUUGUGCUGUGAAUUCGAAUGUGACUGCGACAACAGAUCCAAAGGAUAUUGGCUUUCCCGUUGGUGGACAUACAUGGGUGGUUAACUCCGAAGAUCACGAUCGGCUUGUUCCCCCUGGAUGUGUGGGAGAGCUACUAGUUGAGGGACCCACUCUAGCCAGGGGUUACAUCAACAACCCCGAGAAAACCACAGAGGCGUUCAUUUAUGACCCCGUUUGGUCUCGUACAGGCGAAACAAGAAGCGAAAAACGGCGAUUCUACAAGACUGGUGAUCUGGUCCGAUACAAUUCGCCCGAAGGAUCUUUUAAUUAUGUCGGUCGAAAGGAUACCCAGGUCAAAUUUCAUGGCCAACGAGUUGAGUUGGGUGAAAUUGAGCAUAAACUAAAUCUGGCACCACAUGUAAAGCAUGGCCUGGUGCUGCUUCCAAAGACCGGUAAUUGUAAAGGCAAACUGGUCUCCAUUCUCUCGUUCUCUGACGACGUUACCGAGAAAUUUACCAAUGACCCAAAGUCGCUUCGACUGAUUGAGACUAAGGAGAGAGAUGAGUACGUUGACAUCGCUCGUGAGGCCAUGGCCGGCCAACUACCUGCGUACAUGGUUCCCUCCAUCUGGGUCUGCAUGGAGUCUCUUCCUCGGCUACCUUCAGCAAAGCUGGAUCGUAAAGGGGUCGCCAAGUGGAUAGAUGCUAUGUCAGAAGAUGUCUACCAUGAAGUGUCUGGAGCACAGCAACUGGAAGCCGGUAAUAGCGAGAUGUCUGAGCCUGCCAAUGCCGUUGAGGCCGCGAUUCAGGCUGCUUGGAGCCGCAUUCUGAACAUUCCCCUCAAUCGCAUCAGCUUGGAUCAGAGCUUCCUUAGCCUUGGCGGCGAUUCCAUAACUGCCAUGACAUGUAUGGGCCAAUGCAAGAAGGCAGGCCUUGGCUUCACUGUCCAAGAGAUUUUGCGGAGCAAGUCCAUCCGAGCCCUGGCUCUCUGUGUUAAAGAAGUCAAGAGAGCGGUUGAUCUCAAAGAAGAAAUAAACGUUGACUUCGAGCUUCAGCCUAUCCAACAAUUUCACUUUACUGUCAGGAAUGACGGGCUGGGACACUUCAACCAGAGCUUCUUCCUUAAGCUGUCGAGGAAGACGAGCGAGCAGUCCCUCCAACGUGCCGUUGAUGCCCUUGUUGAGCGACAUUCUAUGCUGCGGUCUCGAUUUAGACAGUCAGGACCCAAUGGCGAAUGGCGGCAAUAUAUCACCAACGAUUAUAAAACGUCGUGCAGGUUUAGAGCUCACCAAGUCCAAACGCAGAAGGGCGCUGAACCUGCAAUUGCGGAUAGUCAAGCUUCAAUCAGCGCUACCAAGGGACCUCUCUUUGCGGUAGACCUAUUUGAUGUGAAUGGCAGCCAGCAACUUCUGUUCAUGACAGGUCACCAUUUGGCCAUUGAUUUGGUCUCUUGGCGUGUCAUCUUGGAGGACCUCGAGGAACUUCUUGUUAACCCUACUAAUCCAUCUCUCAAUGACAAGUCAAUUCCCUUCCAAACAUGGGCUAAGCUUCAAACAGAACAUUGCCAGGACCUCAGUCUAUCACAUGUUCUGCCAAAUGAUAAUAUACCCCAAGCCAACUUUGCCUACUGGGGCGCGGAUGUCAAAGGUAACACCUAUGGCGCUUCUGCAGCUGAGGGAUUUGAGAUUGAUGCUUCUACGACCUCUUUCCUUCUCACUGACUGCCACAAUGGGCUUCGCACGGAACCUGUUGACCUUUUUGUGUCUAUUCUUAUCCAUUCAUUCAGCCAAGUUUUCACCGAUCGUGAGCCCCCUGCCAUUUACAACGAGGGCCACGGCCGUGAAAUCUGGGAUGAAUCAAUUGAUAUUGCCAGGACUAUUGGAUGGUUUACCACUGUUUAUCCCAUCUUUGUUUCCAACUCUGCAUCUAAGGGCCUGGUAGACAUUACUAGAAAUGUCAAGGAUAUUCGCCGCGCUGUGCCCGGAAAUGGCCGGCCAUACUUUGCUACUCGCUGGUUGACUGACAAGGGCCGAGCAGCUUGGGGCCACCAUGCCCCUAUGGAGCUGUCAUUUAACUACCUUGGCCAAUAUCAACAGCUCGAACGAGAAGGUGCUCUACUCAACCCUGUUGAUGAGUUGGCUGGUGAAGCCAAGGAAGCUGGCGGAAUUGCUGAUUAUGCCAUUGGUACUCCUCGGUUCGGUCUUUUUGAGAUAUCUGCUGUUAUUGCUGCCGGAAAACUCAGGUUUUCCUUCACUUUUAACCGACACAUGAAGUACCAGAAUCUAAUUCGACAGUGGAUUUCUCACUGCAAGAGCUCCUUGCAAAACGCCUCAAAGCUAUUCAUGGGAUUGCCCUUCACGCCUACUCUCAGCGACUAUCCUCUUCUAGCAUUGAAUUAUGACACGCUAGAUUCUAUGAUAACCGAAAAACUUCCACUCGUUGGAGCCAAAAGUGCACAAGAUAUUGAAGAUGCCUAUCCUUGCUCCCCCAUGCAACAAGGCCUUCUCCUUAGCCGCAGCAAAGAUGGUGCCUUCUAUGCAGUGAAUGGCACUUACGAGGUGAAGCCCAAGAAAGGUAACACUGUUAACGCCGAAAAACUUGCAGCUGCCUGGGGUUUGAUUGUGCGGCGCCAUGCCUGCCUUCGAACUGUCUUUAUUGAAGGUCUAAGCAGUAAUGGCGUUUAUGAUCAAGUUGUUUUAAAACAGUUGCCUUUUGGGCCUUCACGACUUCGUUGUACUCGCGAAUCGGAAGUCUUAGCAACUUUGAACGGCCAAGGUUUCAUGCAAUAUACUGAUCACACACCUGCUAAUCGUUUCACUAUAUGUGAAACCUCAAAUGGAAAAGUAUUUUGUCGGUUGGAACUGAGUCAUGCUGUUAUGGAUGGUGCAUCGAUGUCCAUCAUAUUCGACGAUCUAUGUCGUGCUUACGCUGGAGAGCUCAAAGACGAGACCGGCCCACUAUUUAGUGCCUACGUCGCCUACUUACAGACUCAGUCGUUGGAUCAUGGUCUUUCAUUUUGGAAGCCUUACCUUAGUGGACUGGAUCCAUGCCAUUUCCCGGUUCUAAAUGACGGUGUCACUGUUAAGAAGGAACUCCACAACAUCAGGCUUGAGUUCAGGGAGCUAGCUACUCUUCAGGGGUUCUGUGACGCCCAGGGGCUUACCUUACCAAACGCCAUCCACACUGCGUGGGCAUUGACUCUUCGGGCAUUUGUAGGCUCUGAAGACACCUGCUUUGGCUAUCUCUCUUCUGGACGUGACGCACCAAUUGAUGGCGCGGAUGCUGCUGUUGGCCCGUUCAUUAACAUGCUUGUUUGCCGUGUUAAGAUGCCAGGAGAUGCUUCCCUUCUAAGUGUUUUGGAGCAGGUGCAGAAGGAUUACAUGGACAGUUUGCCUUAUAAGCACACAUCUUUGGCCGAAGUCCAACAUGCGCUGAAACUUUCUGAUACUGCACUGUUUAAUACUUGCGUUUCUUACCGCAAACUUCCCCCAAAUAAGAACAAGAAGCCUUUAAUAGCCUUCGAAGAAUUUGCCCCGACACAUGACCCCGACGAGUACCCAAUCUCCAUCAACAUUGAAGCUUCGGAUGAAGUCGUCGCUAUCGACCUUGAUUACUGGACUGACUCCAUUUGUGACAAACAGGCCAGAAAUGUCGCUUCCUCAUUUUUCCGUUGCCUGGAGAAUAUCACUCAUAAUUCCCACCUUGAGAUUGCCAAACUUGACAAUCUUAGCAAUUUGGAUUAUGAGACGAUCUGGGACUGGAACAGUCACAUUCCCCCAACUAUUCCCGACUGUAUUCACUAUGUAAUAGCCAAGCAAACUGCCCAAAGACCCGACGCCCCAGCUAUUUGUGGAUUUGACGCAAGUUUUACCUACAAGGAACUUGAUGAAGUCUCAACCCGUUUGGCUUCAUACCUUGUUGCCCUAGGCGUUGCCCCAGAAACUUUUGUGCCGACCUGCUUCGACAAAUCUGCCUACACUGUUGUUUCUAUGCUUGCUGUUUUGAAGGCAGGUGGUGCCUGUGUUCCGCUUGAUGCUACCCACCCUAUGCCCGCCCUUGAGACCAGAGUAGUUGACACCGAGGCUCAAAUUGUCGUUGCAUCGGCCGCCAGGGCUGCCAUGUUUGAUGAUAUGGUCCCUUAUGUUGUUGCUGUUGACGCAGAAUUCCUCGAACAACUCCCUGACUAUGGCGAGGACAUUGGCAUCCCUGCUGAACCGAGUAACCCUGCAAUCGUGAUAUUCACUUCUGGCAGUACUGGAAAGCCAAAGGGCGUGGUACUUGAACAUAGUGCAAUGGUCACUAGUGCUGAAGCUCAUGGUUCUGCUUUAGGCGUUGGACCUGAUACACGAUUCCUACAAUUUGCCACUUAUACCUUCGACAACAGUCUUGAGGAAAUGUUCACCACUCUCAUGCGUGGCGGGUGUGUCUGUGUUCCUUCGGAAGAUGACCGCUUCAAUGACUUGGCUGGUGCUAUCGACAGGCUCGAUGCCAACUUCAUGGAUCUGACACCUACGGUUGCCACUUUCCUGAAGCCAGCUGAUGUGCCUAAAAUCAAAGCUAUGGCUGUUGGUGGAGAAGCUUUGACUAAAAAGGCUCAGGAAAUUUGGGGAGGCUCUAUUCAGAUGCAUAACCAAUAUGGUCCCUCAGAAUGCUCCAUUAAUUGUGCUCAUAAUCCAGAUGCUGGCACUAUUGAGGAUGUCUCUAACAUAGGGCGCAGUGUUGGUAGUGUCUCCUGGGUUGUCGAUCCAGCGGACCAUAAUAAGCUUGUUCCAGUCGGGUGUGUUGGCGAAUUGUGUGUCGAGGGUCCAAUCGUUGCCCGUGGCUAUCUUAAUGAUGCAGAGAAGACAGCUAAAUCCUUCGUUAUAAACCCAGCUUGGACAGCUCAUGACCCUAACAUACGCGAGUUCCCUACGCGACGUAUGUACAAGACUGGUGACCUUGUUCGUUAUAAUAGUGACGGAACAAUGGCAUUCCUUGGUAGGAAAGAUACCCAAGUCAAAUUCAAUGGACAGCGAAUUGAACUUGGUGAAAUUGAGUACCACGUGAAGGAAAACCUGCCAGAGGAAUCUCAAUCCGCAGUGCAGCUUGUCGUUCUCGGCGGCGCAAAAUCUCUUGCUGCCUUCAUUUACCUGGAACCCUCUGCUGAUGCUGACGCUGAGCAGACCAUCCUUCCAAUGACGGCUUCCAUCCAGUCGUUGGCCAAACACCUGGAAGCUUCAGUGACAAAAUCUCUACCUGCGUACAUGGUUCCUUCAAGUUAUAUUCCGGUUGCAAGAAUGCCGAUGACCUCCUCCGGAAAACUAGACAGACGUACCUUAACUAUCUGGGCCAAGGAUCUACCUGAUGAUGUGGCCAUUACAUACAGACUUGGUGGUGUUGGCGGACGAGCCCCUGAAACGGAGGCUGAGAAGAUCUUGCAGGGACUUUGGGCAGCAGUCUUAUCGAAGCCUGCAUCCUCCAUUGGUGCUGAUGAUAGCUUUUUCCGUCAUGGAGGUGACUCUAUCGGAGCGAUGAAGCUAGUUGCAGCGGCUCGAGUUAAGGGAGUCACUCUUAGUGUUUCUAAGAUCUUUUCCUCCCCUAAGCUUUGUGAUAUGGCUAGCACCUGCUCAAUAUCUUCAUCGAGCAAAUCUCUUGGAGCCAGCCCUAUCGAAAAGGAGCCAGUGAAACGCUUUGAACUUCUUCCGCCCAGUGUUUCUAUAAAUGCUCUCGUGGACGAAGUCUCUUCAAUCUGCGAUGUUGAUGCUUCGAAUAUACACGAUAUGUACCCAUGCACGUCGCUACAAGGCGGACUUGUUGCACUUUCUAGCAAAACUCCAGGAUCCUAUGUUGCUCAAAGCACCUUCAAGCUACCCGCUGACCUUGACUUUGAUAAGUUCAGAACAUCCUGGCAAGCUGUAGCUGAUUCAGAGGUUGUUCUCCGUACUCGAGUUGUCUUCACCGACUUGCUUGGAUUCUUACAAGUUGUUGUUAACGAGCCCAUUGAGUGGAAUUCUGUUACUAGUUUGAGCAAUAUCAAAGAUGAAAACCGUCACCUUCCUGGUCGUGACGGCGGCCCCCUUGCGAAAUACACAAUUGUUGGAGAAGGAACUUCCAAUCCAUAUUUUGUGUGGACCGCACACCACGCGUUGUAUGAUGGCUGGAGUAUCCCCACGCUUCUUGAACGAGUGGCCUACUGCUAUAAGAACCCAGAGUCUACCAGCACAGGAACUGAGGCCUCCUUCCCAGAUUUUAUCAAGUACCUGUCAACUAUCGAUAAAAAGGCUUCUGAUGACUUCUGGAUUUCGAAGUUAGAAGACCCAAAAGCUACACCUUUCCCUGCCCUCCCGUCUACUUCAUACAAAGUCCAGGCUACAAGCAAGUGUACUCACUCUGCUCAAGUGGCACAAUCCUCCUCAAGAGAAACCACCAUCGCUUCCAUUAUUCGCGCUGCAUGGGGUCUUACUAUGGCUUUCUACACCUCGUGCGAUGAUGUUAUCUUCGGCGAAAUCCUUACUGGUCGCGAUGCCCCCGUUCCCGGUAUUGAGGACAUGAUUGGACCUACUCUUACAUCCAUCCCUUCAAGAAUUCAGGUCAAUCGUGACCAAACGGUCGCUGAAUAUUUACAAGACAUGCAAAAGCAGCUAGCCGAAACGAUGGCCUAUCAAUUUGCAGGCCUGUCUCAAAUUAAACGCCUUGGAGAUGAUGCUUCGACCUCCUGUGAAUUCCAGAACGCUAUUGCUAUCACACAGGAUGCAGACGAGACUGCUGACGGAUUUUGGGAGAUGACAAGCUCAGGAACCACUGGAAAUAACUUUUAUACGUACCCGCUCAAUCUUUCAUGCACCCUGCGUCAACCUAACGGAAUUGAUAUUGAGGCAUACUAUGACAAGGAUAUUAUUUCUACUUGGCAAGUAGAGAGACUGCUGCGACAGUUUGAUACCAUCCUGCGCAACUUGUCCUUAGGCGAGAAUGCGCAAAUGAAAGUUGGAGAGAUUGAACUGGUUAGCUCCGAAGAACGGAAAGAACUUGAAAUUAUCAACAAGAAUGGAGCAAAAUUCGUUGACCGGUGCAUUCAUGAUCUUAUCCAAGAGCAAGCCAAACUACGGCCGCAAGCAGAGGCUAUAUGCUCCUGGGACGGAACAUUCACAUAUCAGGAGCUUGAUAAUCUAUCAACAGCCCUUGCACAUCACCUUAUUGAACUAGGUGUACGGUCGGACCCUGAGAUGUUUGUGCCUAUCUGCUUUGAGAAAUCGGCAUUUGCAAUCAUUUCUAUGUUGGCAAUUUUCAAAGCUGGCGGAGCGUUUGUCACCAUCGAUCCAGAACACCCAAUUUCUCGACUCCAAGGCAUUAUCGCUGACGUUGAGGCGUUCCUUAUUCUCUGUUCACCAAAGCAUCAGGAACUGUGUGAUUCUGUUGCACCCCAGGCACUUGUUGUCGAUCUCGAGAUGCUUCAGCAACUACCAAAACAACAUCUGCCAACUCCCGAGGUCGCACCUACUCAUGCUGCCUAUAUAAUCUUUACCUCUGGGACAACGGGAACCCCGAAGGGAACCCUGAUUGAACAUUCUGCAUACUGCUCCUCUGCUGCUGCCCAUGCACCCGCAUUGGGAAUUACGGCAGAGUCUCGCACCCUUCAAUUUGCAUCAUAUACCUUCGAUGCGUGCUGCCCUGAGAUCCUAACAACUCUCAUUGUUGGAGGAUGCGUUUGCGUUCCAAGUGAUUGGGAACGACUUAAUGAUAUCAGCAACUACAUCAAGGACAAACGCGUGUCAAAUGCGACCUUGACCCCAUCCUUCGUCCAAUUAAUGAAUCCGGAUGAUGUUCCGAACCUGAAAUACCUUGCACUUGUUGGAGAGGCGAUGUCAUCUGCACAUGUAGUGAACUGGGCUGGCAAACUAAAUUUGCUAAAUGGAUACGGGCCCAGCGAGUGCUCGGUUUCCGCUGUCAUCAAUAGCAAGAUGGACGUCAAUAGCAAUCACAAAAACAUCGGCCGCCCGCUCGACCGAUGUUGGAUUGUUGACCCUGUUAACCAUGAUAGGCUGGUGCCCAUUGGAGCAGUUGGAGAGUUAUUGAUAGAGGGUGCUACUCUCGCGAGAGGCUACCUCAAAAGAGCGGAUAAGACAAAGGAAGUGUUUAUACAAAAUCCAAAAUGGGCAUGCCAGGGUAAUGGUGCCAUACGGAGAAUGUAUAAGACGGGUGAUCUUGUUAAGUACGAUCCAGAUGGCUCUAUGAAUCUCGUUUUUAUGGGCCGCAAAGAUACUCAGGCUAAAGUUCGAGGCCAACGACUGGAGCUUGAUGAAGUUGAGCACCACCUUGGUGCUGACAUCCUCAUCCAACACGCCCUUGUAGCAGUUCCAGUGAAGGGUUUUGCCGCUAAAAAACUCACUGUUGCAGUCACAUUCCAUCACCUUCGUGCCUCGGUGGCUACAGCUACUUCUCUGGAGGUCAUUAGAUCAGAAGAGGCUAUAAGAAUGGCAUCAGAAGCUCGAGAGCGCCUGAGAAAACGACUUCCCGGUUACAUGGUUCCUUCGAAAUGGAUCGUUUUCCAUCAAUUACCACUAAUGUCCUCCGGGAAGCUCAACAGGAGACAAAUUGUUACAUUCAUGGAGAAAAUGCAGGACAAUCCAGACGCGACUCCCAUGGUCACUCCAGAUGCCCCAGAGACUCAUCCAGCCAAAGCAGUCGAAGUCGUCCCUCAAAUUGAUAUCCGUGAAAGUCUCUGGAAGGUGUGGAGUCAAAUACUCAAUUUACCAGUAGAAGAAACUGAUAUGAAAUCUUCAUUCCUUCAUCUGGGCGGUGAUAGUAUUUCCGCCAUGCAAGUCAUGGCUAGAUGCCGUUCCCAGGGUAUUACUGCAAAUGUGCAGGAUAUCAUGCAGAGCAAGUCAAUUAUGGAUUUGGCAACUCGGGUCAAGGUCUCAAAGUCACUUGCCACUGCACCUCUGAAAGAGACAAAAGCAGUUGAGAACGGAAAGCCAUUCAGGCUUUCUCCCAUCCAGCAGGUUUACCUUGACAAUGCUGGAGAUAACUGGAAGCAAUUCAAUCAAAGCGUUUUGCUGAAGAUUACCAACAGAAAGAGCAAUGAUGCCAUUUCCCGAGCUAUGAAUCAGCUGAUGAGCCUCCAUCCUAUGCUGCAUGCUCGAUUCCAGCGAAACAAGAAUGGAGAGUGGCGCCAGCACAUCAGCAGUGACUUGAAGGGGUCACUCAAAUUCCAAACGCAUUCUGAUGCACGACGCGGCCAGAUGAGUUCUUUGAUUGAGCAGAGCCAGAAGGCUUUGGACAUCGAAAACGGGCCUCUUGUUGCUGUCGAUAUAUUCGCUUUGCCGGGAUCUGAGACCCAGAUGUCGAUAGCAAUUCAUCAUCUUGUCAUUGAUGUUGUCUCCUGGAGAAUCGUCCUCCAAGACCUUGAGGACCUGCUGAACGGCGCAUCUAUCACCCGCCAAGAUUUAACCUUCCAGUCCUGGUGUGAGCUGCAGAUACAGAAUGCUCAAGAAGACAGCGUCCAACGUGUUAUUCCUGCAACCGCUAUUCCACCAGCAGACCUUAGUUACUGGGGUAUGACCGGAAAAUCUAACACCUUCGGUGAAGUUCUGACUGAGGAAUUCGAAUUCGAACAAUCAACUACGACGCACAUUCUUGACGCUUGCCAGAAACAACUUGGAGCUGACCUGGUUGAUGUUCUUCUUGCUACUAUUCUUCUCUCCUUCCGUCAAGAAUUUAGUGAUCGUCGAGUUCCACCCGCAGUCUUUAAUGAAGGUCAUGGUAGAGAGCCUUGGACUCCAGCUACGACCCUUCGUCCAUCGUUGGAUGGUUCACCACAUGAGUCUGCCAUUCGUUUAUUGAUACCAUUCGAUGGGUCCCAGGACUUCCGGCCGGAAAAAGAAGCAUUUGGAAACCAUUGGCCAAUGGAGGUUGCUUUCAACUACUUGGGCCAGAUGCAAGCAAACAGUCAAGCGCGGUCUCUUCUAGAACCGGUUGAUGGAGCGGGUGGACAAUCUGUCAAUUCCCUUUCCGAUAUUGGCCCUGACGUGCCUCGCUUCGCACUUAUCGAAAUAUCAACGGUCAUAGAACAAGGUAUCUUGAAAUUUUCCCUUACUUACAAUAAAAACAUGCAUCGACGACAGGGCAUUCAAGGCUGGUUUUCAAAGUGCAAAACUCUGCUUGAGAGUUCUUGCAAAAUGUCACAACUACAAACCCUUACACCCGCACAAUUCCCACAUUUACCUCUAGCUUUCGGUAGCUCAAGGAGAAUUGCUGAAGAGCUGCCUUCUCUCGGCGUUCAAUCCUUGAACGAUGUUGAGGAUGUCUAUAUGAUAUCCCCCAUGCAACGUGGUAUCCUGAUCAGCCAGUUGAAAGAUCCCAAGAAGUAUGCCUAUCAUUCCGUUUUUGAGGUGAAGUCAAAUAAGAGAGGCCAUCGUAUCGACCUUCAACAAUUGGAAGCAGCUUGGCAGGUUGUUGUUCGCCGCCAUAGUGCUCUCCGGACCGUGUUCAUCGACAGUGUAUCCGGCAACAACCUGAUGGAUCAAGUGGUUUUGAAGCAAUUCCAUGCUCGAACGCUUCUGCGAGAACCUUCAAACGAAGACUACAACGCUGCUAUCGAAAACUUAGAGCCACUGGACUACACGGAGAAGCAGCCACCACAUCGUAUGACGCUCUGCCAGACACCAAGUGGAAGAGUUGUCUGCAAGCUUGAGAUCAGCCAUGCAGUCUCUGACGGCUCUUCGAUGAUGAACAUGUUGAAUGAUUUGUCUACGGCAUACAACUCCACUUCAGAUUUGGAUACUGCAAUGCCGUAUAGUGACUUCAUCGCUCAUCUCCAGUUAACCUCGAAGGAAGCUGGUGUUGCCUACUGGAAAACAUACCUUAGCGGUCUUGAACCAUGCACAUUACCUUCACUGGCUUCAAUUCCACUUCCAAAGGAGAGAGCAGUUGGGGAAUACGUUAUGAAGCUCCCUAUAGGAUCCGAGCUGCAAUCCUUCUGUAAGCAAGAAGGACUUACUCAGUCCAAUGUCCUACAGCUGGUUUGGGGACUUGUGCUUCGCGCCUAUACCGGCUCCGACGAAGUCUGCUUUGGAUAUGUCGCUUCUGGGCGUGACCUACCGAUAGAUGGCAUUUAUGAAGCUGUGGGUGCUUUCAUAAAUAUGCUAAUAUGCCGCCUUAACUUGACAGAUAACUCUGUUCUCAUUGAUAUCCUCCAGAAGACUCAGUCUGACUACAUGCAAAGCAUCAGCUAUCAAAAUUGUUCCCUGGCAGAGGUGCAGCACGAGCUGGGCUUGGGAGACACUGCGUUGUUUAACACUGUCUUCACAUUCCAGAAGCGACCUAGCUCUGAUGACGCUGAAGAUACAGCGCUUUCAUUCGAAUCAAUCGGAGCUACUGAUCCCAAUGAGUUCAAUAUGUCUAUCAACAUUGCUGCCAUAGACUCCGACCUUGAGAUUGAUUUUGGCUAUUGGUCCGAUACUGUGUCUGAUGCCCAUGCUGAAAAUAUUGCCAAUACCUUCAAACAAGUCCUCAGCGACAUUAUUGAAUAUGGUAUCGAUAGACCCCUAGGAGACAUUAACCACUUCGGUGAGCACAGCUACCAGCAAGUGCGUUCUUGGAAUGCUCAGAGUCCCCAGGUAGUCGACAAGUGUGUUCAUGAAAUCAUCGAGGAGCAAGCGAUGUUGCGCCCUCGUUCGGCUCUUGCCAUAUGUGCAUGGGAUGCAACUUUCACUUACUCAGAGCUGGAUGCUGCCGCAUCUCGCGUCGCUGCACAGCUGAUGAACCUUGGAGUUGGUCCUGAUGUUUAUGUGCCUUUGUGUUUUGAGAAAUCUGCGUGGGCGAUUGUGGCCCAGUAUGGUAUUCUCAAGGCUGGUGGUGCCUUUGUCUCGCUCGAUCCCUCUCACCCGGAACAGAGAUUGGCCAACCUGAUAGAGGACGUUGGUGCCGAGGUUGUUUUAUGCUCAUCACGCCUUCACGAUAAGAUUAGAAAGAUUGUUAAGAAAGCUGUUGUCCUGGACUCAAAAACGAUUCAACAAUUCCCUAAGCAGCCCUCCCUACAGCCAGACAACUACGCAGAUCCUUCCAAUGCUGCCUAUGUUAUUUUCACUUCUGGCACCACGGGUAAACCAAAGGGCACCGUUAUUGAGCAUGCUGCUAUCUGCACUGGAUCCGCUGCCCAUGGUAAAGCUCUAUUAAUGGACAGUUCUAGUCGUGUCUUGCAAUUUGCGUCAUAUACCUUCGACGCUAGUGUCACUGAAAUACUCACCGCGCUCCAAGUUGGUGCAACUGUAUAUGUUCCCAGUGAUGAGGAGCGAAUGAAUGACCUGCAAGAUGUCAUUGCAAAGGGCAAAGUGAAUUGGACACUCCUAACCCCUUCAGUGCUCAGCACCCUGAAACCGCAAAAGGUCCCAACUUUGAAGACGAUUGUUACGGGCGGUGAGGCUAUGUCUGAGAAGGCCAUUAAGGAAUGGGUUGGCGGUCCAGCGGUUGUUAAUGCCUAUGGGCCAACAGAGGCUUCGGUCGUGGCAUCGGCCAGUUUGAAGGUCAACAAAGCUGGCGUUUCAGUGGACCAGAAUCGAUCGAACAUCGGAACUGCCUGCGGGUGUCGAACUUGGGUAGUUGAUCCUCGAAACAUUAACCGCCUAAUGCCCGUGGGUGCGGUUGGUGAGCUUCUUAUUGAGGGCCGUACAGUGGCGCGAGGUUAUAUCAACAACCCCGAGAAGACAAGUGAAGUCUUCAUCAGCAACCCAAGCUUCUCUAGGGAACGUCGCUUCCGAAGCCUGUUCUCUCACAGGCACCGCAUGUACCGUUCGGGUGAUCUUGUUCGGUACAAUCCUGACGGUAGUAUCAAUUACAUCUCACGAAAGGACACCCAAAUCAAGCUCAACGGCCAGCGAAUCGAGCUUGGUGAGAUUGAAUACCAUUGCAAAGUGAAUCUGCCCGACCAGACCCAAGCUGGAGUUGAUCUGAUCGUACCAUCAGACCGGGCUAAGAAGACUCUUGCAGUCUUCUUCAGCGUUCCGUCGGCUCGUAGUCAGCCAUUAACGCUCACUAACACCGAUGGUUCUCCCGCGGAUGAACUGCUGCUGCCUAUGAAUGAUGCUAUCCGGACAAUUGCAAAGACUCUCGAGACCAAGCUCGGUACUUCAAUUCCAACGUACAUGGUUCCACACCUUUUCAUUCCCAUGACCAAGCUUCCUUGGUCGGCGGCUGGCAAGCUGGACCGAAAUCGCCUCCGAAACAUCACUCAGGCACUAUCAAAAGAGUCUAUAAAAUCCUUCCGCCUUACUGGAGUUGCCGGUAAGCGCAACAUUUCUACCGGGCUCGAGAGUAAACUCCAGGCACUUUGGGAGAGUGCCUUGGAUCUUCCGAAAGGAUCCGUUGGUGCUGGCGACAGCUUCUUCCGUCUUGGAGGUGACUCCCUGGCUGCUAUGCAGCUUUCAGGGUCUGCUCGUUCUUCCGGGAUCUCUCUUACCUUUGCAAACAUUUUCAAGCAUCCUAUCCUGGCGGACAUGGCAUCGACUUGUGUUAUGCUGAAGGGUGGACCAUCGACGGAAGUACGCCCAUUCAGCCUACUCAAAGCCAAUGAGUCCAUCGAUGCAAUCAAGACAGAAGUUUCCCAACUUUGCCGUAUUGAUUCAGACCUAGUGCAUGAUAUCUACCCCUGCAGUUCUCUCCAGGAAGGCCUCAUUGCUUUGUCGUUGAAGCAGCCGGGCGCUUAUGUUGCGCAGAACGUGUUUAAACUCUCCCCAUCUCUCAACCUUGAGCUUUUCAAGGAAGCCUGGCAAAAGACCGUUGACGAUUUGACAACUCUCCGCACUCGCAUCGUUCAUACAGCGUCAUCGAACUUCCUCCAAGUGGUGCUGAAGCGCGACACUAUUUCCUGGCACUCGGCACGAAGCUUGGAGGAACUCUCCAGCGAAGCUGCCACUGUUCCACCAUUUAAUGGUGGUAACCUGGCUAAAUAUACCAUCGUUCAAACUCCGCGCUGUCGAUACUUCACCUGGUCAAUCCAUCAUGCGCUCUAUGAUGGGUGGAGCUUGCCCCUUAUCCUUCAACGGGUAGAAUCCAUUUACCGAGGGCAAACACCCCAGGCGCCCAAGAGCUCAUAUGCAGAUUUUAUAAGCUACCUUUCAACAAUUGAUGAGAAUAGUACCAAACAGUUCUGGACAGCCAAACUUGCAGACAUAUCUUGCUCUAAGUUCCCUCCUCUGCCACCAACUAAGGAUCAGUCAGAAACCAGGACACUGUCCCGUCACAUUGCAACCUCAUCUGUAGGAAAUGUCACAUUACCUACUAUCAUUCGUGCGGCAUGGACAUUAGUUUUGGCUAGUCAUACGGCCUCUGACGACGUGUGUUUCGGCGAAAUAUCAACAGGUCGCAAUAUCAAUGUCCCUGGCAUUGCUGAUAUCGUGGGGCCAACCCUUACUACUAUCCCCACCAGGAUCCGGGUUGACUCUCAAACAACGGUUGCAAACUUCCUGCAGGAGGUUCAGCAAGACUCUGCGGAUGUCGUUCCUCAUCAGCAUGCUGGCCUUCAAUAUAUUAGAAGGUUGAACGGCGAUGCGUCUGAAGCUUGUGAUUUCCAGAAUCUCUUAGUUAUUCAAACUGCCCAAGGAGAAGGCCAGGAAGGCCUCUGGGAAAUUCAAGCAAACAGUGAUGUGAACAACUUCUUCACCUAUCCACUUGUCAUUGAAUGUCAGCUAUCGAAGAAGAACGUCGCAAUUACGAUAUACCACAAGGAAGGUAUAAUCAGCACCUGGACCGUCGAGCGAAUUCUGGAUCAGUUCAGCUACGUCAUGGAGCAACUGUUCAAGAAGACUCCCACCACCAAACUCAGUGAAGUCGAAGUUGUCUGCCCUGAAGACAAGGAAACAAUCAAAUGGUGGAAUCGACGCACGCCACCCCAGGUUAAUGAAUGCGCCCACGAGAUAUUCAACCAACUCGCAGAUACCCAGGGAAACAAGCUUGCCGUGAUAGAUUUUGAACGACAGCUGACUUACCGCGAACUCAGAGGUCUUGCUCUGCGCUUUGCCAAACUUCUCUCUGGGAAUGGCGUUGGCCCCGAGGCUUUCGUUCCCAUAUGUGUUAAUCGGUCUGUCUGGACAGUAGUCGCGAUGAUGGCUGUGCUAAUGGCUGGGGGUGCAUAUGUACCAUUGGAUCCUUUGCACCCGGCUUCCAGACACCAGGAGAUUGUCCAGGAAAGCAGCGCGAAAUUGGUUAUUUGCUCACCUGAGUAUCGCGAUCGCUUCUCAGCCUUCGUGGACACUGUUCUCGUCAUUGAUGAGGCAACUGUUAUGUCCCUCCCGAGUGUGUACUCACUCCCAUCCAAGGCAAAACCUCACAACAGCGUGUAUGCCAUCUUCACCUCAGGUAGUACCGGAAAGGCAAAAGGUAUUGUAAUCGAGCACCGUGCCUUUACUAGUACCUCUGCUUCCUUCAGCGUCAACCUGUGUAUGCAGUCAGAUUCCCGGGUGUUCCAAUUCGCAUCCCCUUCAUUCGAUGCCUCAGUUAUGGAAAUCCUUACCACCCUUACCACCGGUGCCUGCAUCUGCAUACCUAGCGAAAAAGAGCGACUUGCGGAUAUCCCUGGCGCUAUUUCCAGAAUGAAUGUUACCUGGACAUGUUUGACACCGUCUGUUGCAAAUGCUAUUGACCCUGAUGCUAUCCCGUCCCUGAAAACACUUGUUUCCGGAGGUGAAGCUAUAUCCCACGAGAUCAUCUCUAAAUGGGCGGAUAAAGUCCAAUUGAUAAAUGCCUACGGACCCACUGAGACUUCCAUUGUUGCGGUCACCAAUACAAAGACCUCAUACGAAAAAUCCACCGUCUCCAUCGGUCAUCCCAUCCCAUCAACACUCGCCUGGGUCCUUGAUCCAAGAGAUCAUAAUAAGUUGGCCCCAAUAGGCGCCAUUGGAGAGCUGGCACUUGAAGGCCCAGGGUUGGCUCGUGAGUACCUUAAUUCUCCCGAAAAGACGGCAGAAGGCUUCCCAGAAAAUCCAGCAUGGGCUGCAGAGUUCCCAGCAGCCUCUAAACUAACCAGGCGGAUUCACAAAACUGGUGAUCUCGUCAGAUAUACACCCCAAGGUGCACUAGAGUACUUCGGGCGCAAAGAUCAUCAGGUCAAGGUGAACGGUCAGCGGUUAGAACUAGGUGAAAUCCAAAACCGUCUAGACUCAAAUUCUAAGGUCCGAAAUGCCCUAGUUUUGAUGCCUAAGGUUGGUCUCGGCAAGAAGAGACUUGUUACUAUCCUUUCUUUGGAAGGUUUUGUCUCCAGUCAAGGUUUCACAGCCAGUAGCAUCGAGAUAUUUGAAGAGCAAUCUCUGGUCGAAAAAGCAAAUGCGACGAUCGUUAAGAUUCAAGAUGACCUUUCGAGUCAAUUGCCAUCUUUCAUGGUGCCCCAGCUCUGGAUUCCAGUCAAAGCUAUCCCUCUGCUUAUUUCAGGGAAGCUGGACCGCAAACUAGCCCUAAAAUGGCUUGAGAACCUAGAUCAGGAAACGUUCGACCGAGUCACCGCGUCCCCAGAAGAGGAGGAAGAAAGCCCAGGUCAGUCGACUGAGACGACAAAGAUCUUGCGCGAGAUCUGGGCAAGUGUACUCAAUCUUGACAUUAAGGAUGUCAAAUUGAACAAAUCUUUUAUGAGCCUUGGAGGUGACAGUAUCACUGCUAUGGGUGUCAUGUCCCGAUGCCGCAAAGCAAAUAUUGAGCUUUCUCUUCACGACGUCUUGCGUAGCAAGUCGAUAGUUCACCUUGCCAGUUACGUCGGACAUAGGGUGUCCGGCCCUCAGAAAGAGGAGGUUGUGGACGAGCUAUUUGGCCUGUCUCCUAUCCAGCAGUUGUAUUUCCGGUCUUCUCAUGCUCAGGAUGGGGACGCCCGUUUCAAUCAGAGCUUUACUCUCCGGGUCACCAAGCCAACCGACGCUCGCACAUUAAAGCUUGCAAUAGAAGCCAUAGUUGAUAAACACUCAAUGCUCCGGGCUAGGUUCGUGCACGAUGGAAACAACUGGCGCCAAAAGAUUACCAAGGAUAUCAACGCUUCAUAUCGCUACCGAAAUCAUGAUAACGCGAAGAAAUAUGAAGUUUCUCGUUUUAUCAAAGAUGCUCAGAUGUGCUUGAAUAUUGAACAAGGCCCGAUCCUUGCUGCUGAGCUUCUCAACAUACAGCAUGGAGGACAGUUUAUUUUCAUGACAGCCCAUCACGCCUGUGUCGAUAUGGUGUCCUGGCGUAUCAUCCUACAGGAUUUGGAGGAGUUUAUUGAAGCGAAAUCUCUCGCCAUCGACAAGCCACUUUCAUUCCAGUCGUGGUGCUCGGCUCAAACUGCCCAUUUGAAGACCCUUGAUACCUCUUCACUUCUUCCGUUUGAUGUGAAGCCUUCAAACCUCUCAUACUGGGGAAUGGAAGGUAGACAGAACACCUACCAUGAUGCUGAAUAUGAGACAUUCCAACUAGAUAAGGUUACUUCCACCCUUGCCUUGGGUGAUAGCCACAAAGCGUUCCAAACAGAGCCGAUUGAUCUGUUCCUUACUGCGAUUGUUCACUCCUUCGCGAGGGUAUUCCCAGAUCGAGAAGUCCCCACGCUAUACAAUGAAGGGCAUGGUCGUGAUUCAUGGCAAGGAGGCCCAGACCUGUCCAGGACUGUUGGUUGGUUUACUAGCAUCUCCCCAGCGACUAUACCGGUUGAAAUGCAAAACGGAAAAGAUGAUGUAUUAGAUACUCUCAAGCGUGCCAAAGACAUUAGACGCCAGAUCCCGGAUAACGGGCGGCCCUACUUUGCUCAUCGGUACUCUACAAUGCACGCUUCUCAACAAGAUUCCUCUUUCCCUAUGGAAAUUGUGGUCAACUACCUUGGUCGCAUGCAACAGCUUGAACGUGACGACUCUCUUUUGCAACAGGCAGAUCUCAUUACGGAUGAGGAUGAGGCAAAGGACGCUGGUGACAUGGGCCCAAGGACAAUGCGAUUCGCCCUGUUUGAGAUAUCAGCCAUCGUCCUUCAGGAUCAAGUCCGCUUCACAUUUAUGUUCAACAAGAAUAUGAAACAAGUGCAGCGCAUUCGUCGAUGGAUCUUGGAAUGCAAGCAAACUCUUCGGGAGGCUGUUGACGCCAUGAACCGCAGUGCCCCUGAACCAACCCUCAGCGACUAUCCUCUGUUACCGAUAUCAUAUGAAGCUCUCCAGAAGCUCGCCAAAUCGGCCUUCCCAAGAGCCGGUGUUUCCAGCCGCGAUCAGGUUGAGGAUAUAUAUCCUUGCUCUCCUAUACAAGAGGGUAUUCUAUUGAGCCAGCUGAGGGACCCUGACAGCUAUAUAUUCCACACCAGCUUUGAAGUUACAUCUGCCAAUCCAUCGAAGAGGAUUAACGCACAAAAACUCGGUCGAGCCUGGCAACAAGUUGUUAACCGUCACGCUGCGCUACGUACAGUUUUCAUUGACAGCCCAUGCCGAGGAGUUACCUUCUGCCAACUAGUUGUUAAGGAGGUUGAUAGUGGUGCUAUUCAUAUCUCGUCCGACAACUCGAACGCAAUGGACAAACUGAGGACCAUCAGGCUGAAGGAUAUGAACGGCAAAAAACGCCCCCAGCUACCUCAUCAGAUUACCAUUUGCUCAAAACCGGAUGGUGGCGUCAUAAUAAAAAUGGAAAUCAACCAUGCUGUCAUUGACGGCGGCUCCGUAUCCAUAUUGAUGGCAGACUUAGCUGCAGCCUACGAGGAUCGACUUCCAACCGGACAAGGUCCUCUAUACAGUGACUACAUUCGAUUCAUCCGAAGUCAAUCUACAGCGGGUGAAAUCAAUUUCUGGAAGAAUUAUCUUGGAGGCCUGAAGCCAUGCCAUCUCCCGCGGCUGGGCUCCCAUACAAGCGCCCAGAAACAGCUGCGUACAACUUUCGUCAAUUUUGAACGUUACCCAGAACUUCAAGCUAUGUGCGAGCAGCAGAAGGUCACUAUGUCCAAUGUUAUGCAUGCUGCCUGGGCCGUCGUCCUAAGGGCAUAUGUUGGAUCAGAUGAUGUGUGCUUCGGAUAUCUAUCCGCCGGCCGUGAUGCCCCUGUCAACGGUAUUCAGGAGACAAUUGGAGCCUUCAUCAAUAUGCUCUGCUGUCGUGUUGUCUUCUCCCCCCGUGCAUCAUUCCAUGAAAUUUUCCGCAAAGUGCAGGAUGAUUACUUUGACAGCCUGUCAUAUCAGAGAUGCUCACUUGCCGAAGUUCAACAUGAGCUGGGACUUGCAGGCAAGCCAUUGUAUAACACUGCCAUCUCUGCUCAGAAUCAUGGAAAAUCCAGUGAUGCUGUUGAAGAAAGCAUCCUCUUCGAGCAUUUAGGUGGACACGAUCCAAGCGAGUAUGCUAUAACCGUCAACAUUGAGACAGCAAAGGGCGACGAAGGUGUUCUCCUCCGAUACUGGGACAAUAUGGUUUGCGAAGAUGAUGCUCAGAAUAUGGCCGCGAGUAUGGCUCACGUCUUAACAUCUUUCAUCACCCGCCCCGAGCAGCUUGUUUCCGACUAUGAUCCAACGAAGAUAACGGAUUCGAGCGUGAGCAAAGAACUUCUACAGCGUCCGCGUGAAGAGUCAAAGCAGGCCGAACUACAGUCAAACCUUGGACAAAUGACUACUGGAAAUCUUAGUACGGAACAACUGCUCAACAACAAUGCCGAACUCCGAAAGAUUGUUGAUUCCUGCGUUCAAGAUAUACUACAGAAGAUGGCCAAAUCUGGACAGCUAGCAGCCAAGAGUGCUGACGAGAUUUUGUUGAGUACUUCCCGUCGAGAUGUCGAUGACAACAGUAGGGCAAUGAGCACCGAUCAGACCAUCAAUUCUGACUCAAACAAAGACAUGGACCUCGAGACUGCUACCCCCUCUGAAGCCUGGGAGCAAUCUGACUACAACCCCAAGACUGACACGGAUCGGACAUCGAUGGCAGCUCAUAUUAAGAAGAGAGGAAGAUCAGCUCGCAUUGAAAAGAAGCUCCUGGCGCUCUGGAGCUCUAUGCUGGAAAUGGAUGAAGAUUCAAUCUCGGGAGAAGACAGUUUCUUCGAGUUGGGAGGCGACAGUCUCACAGCCAUGAGACUUGUUGGAGCUGCGCGAGACGAAGGUCUGUCACUCACUGUGGCUGAUGUUUUCCGAAACCCUGUUUUUGAAGACAUGGUUGCUGUGAUUCGUGUGGCCAGCAUGAUGAGUAACUACAUUGAUGGUGCUGAUAUGGAUGAUUUCAAUGCCCAAAGCCAGGCAAUUCGAUCAGCAGCCACGAGUGAACUCUACCAAAGGUUCUCACUAGUCAAGGCUCCCAAUAUCGAUGCCUUCCUUCAAAAUAACAUUAUCCCGAAGGUCGGCGUCUUCAAGGGGGGUAUGGUGGACGUCCUUCCAGUGACCGAUUUCCAGGCCCUCGCCAUCACCGGCUCUCUGCUGGAAUCACGAUGGAUGCUCAACUACUUCUACCUUGAUGGACAUGGAGUUUUGGAUCUUCGAAGGCUCAAGAGAAGCUUUAUCCGCCUCGUUCAUUCCGUUGAUAUCCUCCGUACCGUCUUCCUGCCAAGUGGUGACCGCUUCCUCCAAAUCGUUCUCCGGAAGAUGCGCCCUGAUUUCUUUGUCUAUGAGACCGAGUCCAAUCUUGACGAGUUUGUUGCGAUGCUGCAGCAGCGGGAUCGUGAGCAAGGCCCUCGCCUUGGCGAAGCGUUUGUUAACUUCACGGUGGUUAAAGAAAAGGAUAGCAACCACCACCGGAUCGUCAUUAGAAUGUCGCAUGCCCAGUAUGAUGGAGUCUGCAUGCCAAAGAUCCUGAGCGCAAUUCAAGCUGGUUACGAAGAUGAACCCCUUCCAAUGAUGUCUUCGUUUGCGAGUUACGUUCGGGCUUCAGCCUCAACCAUAACGUCAGACCAUUAUCAGCACUGGAAGACUCUCCUCAAAGGUUCCAAGAUGACAGAAAUUGUCCGACGAGAGGGACCUAACUAUCGACGAUCAGCCGGCGCCACUAGCCAACUAAAGCAAACUGUACUGUUGCCAGCCAUUGCUCACGGAAACAUCACAACUGCUACAGUGAUUAAGGCAGCCUGGGCAAUGGUCCUAGCACAACUUUCGGGAAGCCCCGACGUUGUAUUCGGCCAUACAAUCAGCGGCCGUAACACAACAGUUCCUGGAGUCGAGAGUACAAUCGGGCCUUGUCUCAAUAUUAUCCCCGUCAGAGUGCAAUUCAGCGAACGCUGGACAGCACUUGAUCUCCUGCGUUUUGUCCAGGACCAGCAAGUCAGAAACAUGCCGUAUGAAGCUCUCGGAUUCCGUGAAAUCACCAAACACUGCACAGAAUGGCCAGACUGGACCAAUUUCACUACCGUUGUUCAGCAUCAGUUCGCUAGCGUCGACGGUGAAAUGACUCUUGGCAGGAAUACCUACACCAUUGGAGCAGUUGGAACUGAAGAAGACUUCUCUGACUUCUCCAUUGUAUCCAGUCUCCAUGAGGAUGACAGAUGUGAGAUAGUACUCGGCUUCUCGCUCAACAGCUCCAUCACCCCCAUUUUCGCCCAGAAGGUCCUGAACAUGCUUUGCAACACCAUCUCCAACUUCAUGGCCGACACAAGCAUGGUCUUGCUUUCUCCUCAGCAGAUAUCAAAGAUGCCACCGCAGACCAUCGAUGAAACUCAAAAGCCAUAUGAUAGCUAUUUCCUAUCCUCACAGCUACAAGACCUUACUCAGGCGGAAAUUCUGGUACUUUCUGAUAUCCUUAGCCGAGCCUGGCGCCAAGUAUUGGGAGAAGAGAACACGACAAGCUUGAACCUUGAAUCGUCCUUCUUUGAUCUCAACGGUGACAUAAUGGGCCUUGCACAGGUGGCUUGGCUUCUUGAACAAGAAGGCUUCACGGUGCGAGUAGAAGACCUUAUUGACCAUCCAACAAUGCUUGGACAGAUGGCUACUUUAUGUUCUCAACGGUCAAUGGAGAAAGAAAAAGCCAUUGAAGCAUCCUCGUCCCAGAAUUCAAUCGAAGAUGAGUACGACUCUAUCCCGAAUGCAAAGGUAGAGAAGAACUCCUGGUUCAAGGCUUUGGGCAUGGCCAGACGGAUGGUUCGACGCAAUACUCGUCCAUCUUAA
Molecule: messenger RNA, 23613 nt
Organism: Nannizzia gypsea CBS 118893
Lineage: Eukaryota; Fungi; Ascomycota; Eurotiomycetes; Onygenales; Arthrodermataceae
Exons: 12
Coding region: 1-23613 (7870 amino acids)
Molecular function (GO): phosphopantetheine binding; catalytic activity
Source: RefSeq, a predicted model, not a curated record